Molecule: messenger RNA, 3758 nt
Organism: Vanessa atalanta (red admiral)
Lineage: Eukaryota; Metazoa; Arthropoda; Insecta; Lepidoptera; Nymphalidae
Exons: 2
Coding region: 176-1429 (417 amino acids)
Source: RefSeq, a predicted model, not a curated record
UCAGUUGUAAGCCUCUCUGCUAGGGACUCUUUUUGGAUUCAAAAGUUUAAUAUGUACCUUUUUUAGUUUAAAAAUUUUAUUAGAAGUUGGUUCAAUGUUUGGUAUAUUUUAUACCGCUUAAUUAGAUCUGUGGCAUUCAUUUUUUAAACUUUUUAUUGUUUUAAAUAGAUGCAGAAUGUGGAGCGUCAGUUCUAACGAAUUAAACGAUGAAACAAAAAGUAUUCCAGCCCUAAAAAACUUCAAUCCUUACCAUAUUCUAGAGCCGAUAAAAGUUGAAACAGUUGAUAGAAAUAAUGUCGUAACUGGUACACUAAUCGAUAUUAAAACGGAUGAAAAUAAUAUUGAAACAGAUUUAAACUUAAACGGCUCUUAUUUAGACAAAGUAAAGAAAACGGAAUUCACUUUGGUUGAUCUGUUCGAAAAUUUAUACGUGAGCCCUCAGCAUGUUUUGAAAAAUGAUAAGGAUAAUUCCAUCGAUUUUCUGGAAACUUCGACAAGUGAUGUUAAAUUUGAAUCACCGAAUUCAUCUAAUUUAGACGAAACUGAAGAUACGUUGCAGUAUACUAAAGCAAGAACUUUCGAUGAGAUUUUCGAUAGCGCAGUUUCUUUGCGAUUUCCGAAACUAGAACCUAUAUGUGGAAACGGUACACUAUCCGAAGAUACAAUUGAUGCUGUAGGGGACAUCAAUACUUUAAGUAUUGAAUGUCAGAAACCAAUUGAAAAACUAGCAACAAUCGCAAUACCUAAACUGGAAAAACUUAUUAAUAAAGAAAAUUGCGAAGUUAAUUCUAAAUAUAUAGAUCCUCAACACCGAGCAACGAAUUUUAAUAAAUCUCCGCCAGCAGAUAGUAAUUUUCACUUUUACGAAGAUCAUAUCUUUAAUAAUAUAUCGGAAAUGAAACUACAGAGUUUACAAAAUCAAAGCAAAGAAACUAAACGUAAUCUUUUUCAAGCGGAUUCAGUAACGAGAUACACUAAGGAUAUUAAAUCGAUUUUAAUCGAUCAAAAUAGACCCCCAAUUGUUCCUAUUUCAAAUGGAGUUGCAAUACCUAUUUUGCAAACAAUAAAAAAAGACAAUAAAGCGUUCAUUAAACGGCGUUUAGUUAUGAACGAUAGUGAAAAGGUUGGAUUUACAAAAGGUCCGACUAUUUACGAGAAAUCAGUUGUGUUACCACAAAUUAUAGAACGCUUGGGUGAAAGGAAAAAGUUACUGGACGCAAAGAAAAAUAUAAAAAGAAAAUUGAUAUUAGAUAAAUGUAAUUUUCAAAUGGACAAACGUUCUGGUAACAAUAGUUCUGGAAUGAUUAAUAAAAUUGAAGCCGAAAUUCCGGUUUUGCAGCCAGAGGUUUUGAUGGAAGAUUGUAAUAGAGAGAGAUUAAGGGCAUUGAAAAUAAGGAGAGCGUUUCAGGAAUUCAAUUUUAAUAGAUAAACGCAAGUUAUUAAGUAAGAUACAUUUAUUUCCAUACAUAAUUCCUUUUCAGAUCCUAUGAUUCACGUUGAAACAAAAUUAAGUUCUCUUAGAUAAGUUAUAAAUUUUAAUCAAAUAUUAGCCUUAUUAAUAUUUUAUCAGAAGACUAAAUAAUGUGCAAAUUAGGUAUGUCUUUAAGUCACCAGUUCCUUUACAGUUUUUUUUGGAACAACGUACUACGCUUUUCCCUCACGUGACGGUGCCCAGGACGCCUAGUGCGCCCUAGUACACCGGAAUACACUGUCCGUCUUUUCGGCGGGCGCCACGGGAUUGCUUUGGCAUGGUAUCAUGGCGCCCUGACAGCCUGCCGGCUUACCUAUUCGUGCCUCCAAUUUCUAAGCGGGAUUCUCGGGGUAUCAACAGUUCUUAAUUAAUAUAUCUUGAUUUAUAUAACAAGACUGUUCCAUAUUAAUUUUACUUCCCAGCUUGUAAUAAUAACUUCGACAUACAAAACGCAUUUUUUUCGCCAAGAGUGCGUAAUAAUUUAUUCAAGAUCUCUGCCAUUCAUAUUGCGUCAAUUCAAUGUCAAAAUUGCUUAAUUGUAUUUACUCCUACAGUGCUUUGUAUACGCUGUAUGAUCUGUAUGAAAUUCUAAUAUUAUUUACAUAAAUACUUUUUCAAAGUCGUUUACUUUUAAAUUAAGAAAUAAACGACUAUCCCCAGCCUAUCUAUACACGAAAAAUGAUAUGUGUAUAUAUAUAUAAAAGAGCAAAGGACUUAAGCCUGAACCUUGGGGAACCCCCAACUUGAUUAAAUCAUAGCUGGAUAUACCCAUUGACUGCUUACGUUUUAUUGCGUCGAUGAGAUUUUUAAAAUUAAUUCAACUAGGCUUUUUCAAGCAAUGUGGAUCGUCAUUUUAAAGAAUUGUAUUAAACGUGCAGAUACCAUCGGUUCGGAAUGUAGAUUCUACCGAGAAUAACCUGUAAGAAACUGUAAUUAUUCGCCUUAAGUAUUGCUGUUUGGUCGUAGAAUAUGUGAUGAAUGGGAGGUACCUAUCUAGAUGGGCUAGUACCAAGUAAAACCGGGUCCUAAUGUGUGACGUCGGUAUUAAUUAUUUGAGGUUUUAUACCUUUUGAUCUCUUUAAAUUAUAUUCUAAUCUGAUAACAUUUUAAGGCUGACUAAUGUUAACAAAUUUGAAAAAUUGUAUUGUUUACGAUGAACUGUUUUUUUUCUGUUAAUAUUUGAACUUUAUUUAUAAAAUCGUUUGUCCUGAUUCACUAUUAACACAGGCAAAACUACUUGUAAGUUGAAAUUUGGAGCAUUAGAGUUGAUUUUAUAAAGUAUCUGCCAAGAAAAUAUUUUGUUAAAUUAUAUCUUUAGGGGAUUAAAAUGGGCCUUCCAUUCCCAUUAAAAUCGUACGGAGACGGGUGCGGGGUGGAGCUUAAGAGCUGUUAAGUCCUAGAAAUGCCAAUUCAAGUUUAUUUAAUUUCACUCGUCUGAAAGAGAAAUGUUUCGUCCAAUUUUUGUUAAGUAGAAUUUUAAUAAACGACUGAUUAUAUCAGUUAAAAUAUUUAAGUAAAUUUUUAAUAGUAAAAACAUACACAUUAUCAAAGAAUGAAACGUUUCUUAACACAGAAAAUGAAAUCACUUAUGUAUAUUUAAAAUUAAAAAGGACCUAAACUUGAACCUUGAGUGACACUUAAUGUUACCAAUGGCCCAGAAGAAAUUUACUGAAUGUUAAGUGCGCGUAUGCACAAAGUAUAGUGCCAACAACUUAUCUGUUACAAAUGGAGAUCUAGAGGCCACGCCUACGCCAUUUUAAAUUGUCAUUCCACUGUUCCUACUUUAGUUAAAUCUGGUAGACUUUUAAUGUCUUGACCAAAAAUACUAUAGUGAAAAAAUAUUAGGCAGGUAUUUCUGGGAAUCAUCCUUUUAAUGAUCAUACCUACUAUAUAUUAUAAAAUAUAAAUAAAUAUUUUUUGUACUUAAGUAAAUAUUUAUACUUUUUAUUUACAUUAGUAAAUUAUGUACUUAUUAUGUGAGACUUGAUCGAAAGUGAUCUCAAUCAUAAAACUUCAUUAAACUAUACAAAAUUAUGGGUAAAUUUAUUUAAAUGGUAACACUUAAUUUGGUGACAGCGACGCUGCUACCCAAACAGAUAAGUUAGUGGAACUUUAUGUUUAAAUAUUAACAUUGAAAAGGCUGAAACUGAAGUUUAAUCAUAAAAAUUUAAUUUUUAUGUAAAACUUUUACAUUUUUAAAUAAGUUACUACAUAUUAUAUUAUACCUAAUUCUUCAUAUAAAUUAUUAUGGGAAAUUGUUUGUAUUCGAAAAUGGAAUAUUUGUGUU